This is a messenger RNA of Psilocybe cubensis, 1554 nucleotides long. RefSeq lists its product as uncharacterized. The record is from RefSeq and is a predicted model, not a curated record. Bases 1 to 1554 code for a protein of 517 amino acids. The transcript is spliced from 9 exons. Lineage: Eukaryota; Fungi; Basidiomycota; Agaricomycetes; Agaricales; Agrocybaceae. Gene Ontology annotation, cellular component: SBF transcription complex; MBF transcription complex. Gene Ontology annotation, molecular function: DNA binding; transcription regulator activity.
AUGACCACUGGCAUGUUGCAAGAGCCUGUCCAGACCUCGCCUUCAGGUUCAGGUCCUCGUUUCCGACCGUAUGCCAGUCCAAACCAUCAUGUUACAAAAGGGCGCUACAUCACUAGCAAUGACUCCAGAGGCUAUAUUCCCGUAUACGAAUACCCUCUUAAUGGCCAGUGGAUAAUGAUGGAUAUCGAUGAUGGAUAUAUCUUGUGGACGGGAAUCUGGAAGGCUCUUGGAAAUUCUAAAGCUGACAUCGUAAAAAUGAUUGACUCGCAACCUGAUCUCGCACCUCUUAUCCGUCGGGUGCGAGGAGGGUACCUGAAGAUUCAAGGCACCUGGAUGCCGUAUGAGGUUGCUCUGAAACUGUCAAGAAGGGUAGCAUGGGCUAUUCGCGACGAUCUUAUCCCACUUUUUGGCCCCACUUUUCCAAGCACAUGUUUGUCGCCUGACCAGCCAGGGUACGGUCAGGUUGUGCCCACAGGUCAGGGUAGACGCCGUACCCGCAGAUCAACACAAAACUCUGUGAUGCAGAUGCCCCGAGCUGGCGGAAGUUGGACGGUAGUGACGCCGGAUAACAAUAUGCCUACAUCGCCUCACGAUGGACUGCCUUUACACCCCGCUAACCAUCGGUCAAACGAAUAUCAUUUGGCCUCGCCAUACUCCUCCCAUAUGCGUGGCCCUCCAUCUGAUGGACCAUACUCUCCUAUCCAAAGUACAGCAGACUCCAUGCAUUCCCCUCGAUAUGGCGACUCUUACCACCAUCCCCCUACUUCUUACCGUAAGCUUUCGGCGCCUACGAAGUCGACAGGUUUGUCGCUUGACAUCUGCAACCUCUCGAUGCGGGAAAGAUCGUCAGAACCUUCAUUAAAGGUUGACAUUAAACUACCGCCUAUACAUGGCCAUGCAGGAAGCGACCCAGGCGAUUCUCCUUACGCGCUUCCUCCAAUCUCUGCGAUGGAAGACGUACGCGGCUCUGUCACUAAUGAUUCCGCCGCAGUUUUACGGCGCUUAAAAAUGGACGAUGACGAGUACCCAAAGGCCGGGCGCUCGGACAACGACCAAGCAUGGGCUAGACGCCACUCACUAUCAGUCCACCCAUCUAUGUCGUCAAAACCCGCAGAAACUUCCCCGCGCUUCCAGCCGUAUACAGCACCAAGAUCCUACCAGGACCAUUCGCCAUACAGAACGCAUUCAUCGGCCAGUAGUCACGGCCAUCCCUCUAACUAUGCCAGUAAGGCAGAGUCGCGGGGAGUAUAUUCUGAUCUGUCGCAUGAAGGCGACUCUACAUCCAACCCUUCGCCUACUUCGCCCAAUACACCAAGUUCGCUCUCUGAAAAUGAAGACAGGGCAUCUUCCCAUAAUCAAUAUAAUGGCAGCAUGAUCCGCGGAAAGCCCUUUCCUGGAUUUGCGGGGCGCCUUGGGCAACAGCCGUGGCCGCCUGCGCAUUUACACACAGACGGCCAUGGCAGGAUUUCGGAAUCAGAAAAUUUUUCUGUGCGCCGAAAUUCCUACGAAGCACAGAGUGACGGUGAUUCGAACCAUCCCUACCGCCCAUGGUGA